This is a messenger RNA of Solenopsis invicta (red fire ant), 371 nucleotides long. RefSeq lists its product as uncharacterized. NCBI's taxonomy places the organism in Eukaryota, Metazoa, Arthropoda, Insecta, Hymenoptera, Formicidae. The record is from RefSeq and is a predicted model, not a curated record.
CGGCAUCACUGGAACCACCUCGACGACGUGCGUGGCUUCCGAAUCGCUGGCACACCAUGUCUAUUCCCACCACGGUCGAGCCUCGACGACGCACGCUGAAUCAGCCGAAUACCGAAGAGUGGGGAUAGUGGAGACUCUGAACGCAGGCACAGAACACAUGAGAAAAAAAAUUGUGUUGUGAAGAAGAUGGCUUAGGACAGCUGCAUGAAUAACUGUUAUAAAAAAAGCAACUGUUAUAAAAAAAGAACUUACAAUUAAGUGUGUCAAUAAGAUUAAAGAACUAUUAUAAGCAAUCUAUUGUGAUGCAAUACAUUUUUAUUCAGUUUUCUUCGAUGUAACUAUAUACAUUUUUAGUAUAUGCAUUUCAAGAU